AAACAUCUUUCGAUGAAACAGCAUGUCCGUUCUUUGCUUUUGUCAUUUUUCCCUCUUCCACAUGAUGAAUCCAGUCGUGGGGUCUUCUCUGUACAGGAUCGAGCUGCGAGCUUUAGGACCAAUCCCUGAGGGUCAGGAGUUGACUGUCAGCUACGUGGACUUCCUAAACCUGUCGGGUGACCGCCAGAAGAAGCUGAUGGAACGUUACCACUUUGAGUGCACGUGUCAAUGCUGCAGCCGGCGCCUCAAGGAUGACCUGAUGAUGGCCACAGCGGAGGGCAAGCCGUCUGCUGAGAAGCUGAAAGAGGUGAUCGCCUUUAGUGAAGAUUGUCUGGAAAAAAUGGACAAGGACCGUUCCGAGAAAGAUUUCCAUGAGGUACGUUUAUGUUGUUGUGUCUUGUUUCUGAAUGUGCUCUGUCACAUUACCGCUUUGGAUCCAAAUGCACAAAUCAGCAUCACAAGAUUAAAGUCUUUCAUUGACAAAAAGAGGAAUAGGCAGGAGAAAGAUUUUAACGGCAGUGGAUGGCGUUCCGAAGAGGACAACACAGGUGAGUGCAAUGCAGCAAGAAGAUGCUGAACGUCCAAAUUUUACAGUCAUCCUUCGCUUUUCGCGGUGAAAGCCGCGAGGUUGGAUUUGCCCGGCCCCCCCGAGGAAUUUACGUGCAUGCGAGUACCAGCAUGCUCAAAAUAUGUCAGCAGUAUUUAAAUUUUACAUAUUUGAGACCAAGACUACAACAGAUUACAUUCAUGAUAAAACCUUCGACAGUCAUUAACAAAAGCAAAACUUGAAGCGUCAAGUAUCACUGCACUCACG
Hippocampus comes (tiger tail seahorse) is the source of this 814-nucleotide messenger RNA. Its product is annotated as histone-lysine N-methyltransferase SMYD1-like. The record is from RefSeq and is a predicted model, not a curated record. Lineage: Eukaryota; Metazoa; Chordata; Actinopteri; Syngnathiformes; Syngnathidae. The transcript has 2 exons. The coding region runs from base 23 to 577 and encodes 184 amino acids. Gene Ontology annotation, cellular component: nucleus.